AUGCCUAGACCCUCCAAGCUCUCCCUGAGCACAUCUAUCGGGACAGCUUCCUCUAAAGAUGGCCAUCUAUCGGUGCUGAGUCCUCUGCGUCCUCGAAGCCCUGGAACUCCAAAAUCGCCUCUUUCUCCUCGCCUUGGUACUCGGGACGCUGCCGACGAUGUCGCAAAGGCUGUAGAAGACAACUCAACGUCUCAACCGCAGUCAACUCCACCCGAGUCCUCAAAAGAGAUAGACAAGCCUUCGACAUCCACCUCACUUCCCUCGUCUCAAACUCUGCAGUCUCCCAAACACACUAGGGGGCAAUCGCGAGCAUUCUUUUCAAAUUUCAAAGCCUCGAAAUCGUCCAGCCGCAUUCAACCGUCAGAGGCUUCUAACAAGCAGAUGACAGAGAGCCAGCCAGCCGCGAAGCAUGGCAGAGAUAAGACCAUCCAAGUAUAUCCAUCAGGACGAACGCUGAGCUCAACGCCGGAUUUACUCCAGUCCAGUCUCCUGGCUCAGUCAGAGGAUAUACCCGAAAAUGGGGAUGAUCGUCAAGAAAAUACUUCCGAAAGUCGGCCCGCUGGCGGAUCGGCUGGGUCUGAUACGCUCUCUUCAUAUCCUCCGGCAGAGGCCGGCCCUGUCAGAAGGAUGAAACCUCGGUUUACGCAUCUAUUGACACGGUCCCGCUCCACUCGGGUUGAUGACGCGAGUGCCAAGGGUAGAUAUCCUGCCUCAGCGAGACUCCUGCGUGUCGAAGACAGCGGCAGAGCUCUUACGGCCCCUGAAACGGGUGGCUUGAAGACCGCUCCGCUCCAUGACCGCGACAGGUCUUUUAGGGAUAUGAUGCACUCUACGAUCCGGAAUCGAUCAGCAGAUAGGCAUCAAUCUGCAGACUCCGAAGAUGAAAGUCUGGCUUCAUCCAAGGACAAUAAGAAGGAUAUUAAUUCAAGUUCUUCAUACCGAGAUGGGAGUGGCACGAGUUUCCUGAAUAAUAUCAAGUCUUCUUCGAGCAAAGCUGCGGAUGGUAUUGGGAAAGCAGGGAAAGGGAUCUUCAUAAAACUCACCCGAAGCGGCAGUAGCCACGAGAAAGAGAUCGUGCCAGACGACAAUUACGUAUGCACGAUUAUCAACUUGCCUUUGAUCGAGCAAACGCGUCGAACGCGGAUUUCAAAGCGGCUCGAGAUCUCUAGGGAUAAGACAGAGUUCUGGAUGCCUGCCCUACCCUGGCGCUGCAUCGACUAUCUGAACCUGAAAGGAACCGAGGAAGAAGGCUUAUACAGAAUACCUGGCAGUGGCCCUCGCGUAAGGGCCUAUCAGCGCCGAUUUGAUAGCGAGCUAGAUAUCGAUCUCUUCAACGAGGAAGAUCUCUAUGACAUCAACAUUAUCGGAUCAAUGUUCAAAGCAUGGCUUCGCGAGCUUCCAGACGAAAUCUUCCCCAAAGCAACGCAAGCAAAAAUUGCCGAACAGUGCGCGGGCGCGACGAAGACGCCGCAAAUGUUGAAGGAUGAACUGUCUCGGCUGCCGCCUUAUAAUUACUACCUUCUAUUUGCGAUUACUUGUCAUAUCAGUCUGCUGCAUGCGCAUGCGGAUCAGAACAAGAUGGACUACCGCAACCUGUGCAUCUGCUUUCAGCCUUGCAUGAAAAUUGACGGUUUCUGCUUUCAGUUCCUUGUCUGCGAUUGGAAAAACUGUUGGCAGGGGUGCUGGACCGAAAAGGAAGCUUUGGCUGAAGAGUAUCGGCUCGCUGAGUUGGCGAAGGCGCCAUCCAGUGCCGGCACUGCCACUACUUCUACUGAUGAGCGAUCUUUAUCCUCAUCGGAUAGUGCAAAGUUACCUGCCCAAAAUGCUUCCGGGAAACCUCGCGCAGAGCAGCAGGAAAGCUCGCACGGCGCGUCAGAGACACCACAGACCCCUUCAAAAAAGAGUGAACAUACUCGAACUAAUUCUAGAUUACCGGAAUUGUCUCCAGUGAAACCCUUGUCACCUAUUGGGAUCUAA
Molecule: messenger RNA, 1977 nt
Organism: Xylona heveae TC161
Lineage: Eukaryota; Fungi; Ascomycota; Xylonomycetes; Xylonales; Xylonaceae
Exons: 4
Coding region: 1-1977 (658 amino acids)
Biological process (GO): signal transduction; regulation of GTPase activity
Cellular component (GO): cytoplasm
Source: RefSeq, a predicted model, not a curated record